Lodderomyces jiufengensis is the source of this 2175-nucleotide messenger RNA. RefSeq lists its product as uncharacterized. Gene Ontology annotation, cellular component: P-body. The transcript has a single exon. Lineage: Eukaryota; Fungi; Ascomycota; Pichiomycetes; Serinales; Debaryomycetaceae. Bases 1 to 2175 code for a protein of 724 amino acids. Gene Ontology annotation, biological process: regulation of mRNA stability; nuclear-transcribed mRNA poly(A) tail shortening. Gene Ontology annotation, molecular function: mRNA binding; protein binding; translation repressor activity. The record is from RefSeq and is a predicted model, not a curated record.
AUGGAGCUAAAUGAAUCUCAACAAUCUUUAACAACUCCAUCAUCUCAAAAACCAAUAAUAUUCUCACCACCAAAUUUAAAUGAUAAUGAUAAUCCAAGCACUAAUAACAAUUCUUCAAAAUUUCAAUUUAGUCAGCAAUUCGGAGAUUUACCAAAUGAUUUUAAUCCUAAUAGACAACAAAGUGUUGGAUAUAAUUUACAACAUGAAUUUGAAACUUUAACUGCUGAAUUAGAUUUAGAUUUAAAUAACAACAAUAUUAAUAAUAAUAGUCAAAUGAGACCUUCUCAAAGUGCCCCUCCAAAUCAAGAAUUUUUACAACAACAACAACAAUCAUCAGAACAACAAUCAACUGAUUUACUGAGACCAUCAACAAAUUCAAAUUUAAUUGCUCCAUCUGCAUCAAAAUUGAAUUCAACAAAUCCAUCAUCAAAUUUAUUAAAUUUAAAUCCAAAUUCAUCAACUUAUAAUAAAUCAAAAGAAAUUAAUUCAUUAUCUCCAACACCAAAUAUUGCAGGAACAAAUCCUCAAAUAAGUUCAUUAUUAGACAAUAAAGGGUUCAAAGGAGCUACUGGUAGCUUUCUAAACCCACAACCACCAUCAGCUUCAAUACCUGAUAGACCACAAUCAGCAAAUGAUUUUACAAAUAUUUUUAGUAGAGCAGGUCAUGCAUUUACAAGUUUUAAUACACCUAGUGUUCAACAACCAACACAACAACAGCAACAACAAAUUCCACAACAACAGCAACAACAACAGCAAAUACCGACGACUUCACAACAACCAAAUAAUUUUUAUUCUGAUUUAUUAAUUUUUAGUAAUUGGAUUGAAAAUUUAAAUCCUCAAGAUACAAUAUCAAUGAUUGAUUAUUUAUGUGCAAGUUUACCGAUUGAUAUAUUAUUAACAUUUCAAGCAAAAUUAGAUAAUCAUUUACAAACAAAUAAACAAACAACAAUUCCACAAUAUAUAAUGUCACCUUACAAUAAUAAUUUUGGUCAAGAUUUUUUAGAUUUAGAAAAUUUAAAUUUAAAUGAUCAAAAGAAUAAAUUUAAACAACAAAUUAAUAAAUCACAAUAUCAACAACAUCAACAACAUCAACAACAAAAUAAUAAUUAUUUAAAUGUUGAUAAAGGAAUUGCGCGUCCAAAAUCUGCUGAUCCAUUUUUACAUAAUCAAAAAUCUGGAAAUCACAAUAAUAAUCAUCAUCAUCAUAAUCAUCAUAACCACCAUCAUCAAAAUCAAAAUCAUUCAAUAGAUAGAUCAAAAUCCCCAACAUCUCAUUUAUAUGAAAAGACCAAUUUCUUACAAUUAGCUGCAGCUAAUCCAAAUAAUUCAUCACAAUAUUAUUAUAAUCAAUAUGGUAAUGCUGGUUCCGGUACUAAUAUUGGUAAUAAUAAUAAUAAUAAUAAUAAUGGUCAACUAAACAAUCAAACCAAUCAAAACUCACAAUUUUAUUCCCCUCAAAGUUUAAAUAGUGGAACAAGUCCAGGAAAUCAUCAGGAUGAAAACCUUGACAUGUCAAAUACUGCUUUAAAAUUAGGUGCAUUAACUACAAUAAAUUCAAGAGUUGCAUUAGAUAGUAAUAGAAAACAUCCACAUUCUUCAACCAAUACAAACUGGUCAAAUCAACAACAACAGCAUCAACAACAACAACAACAACAUAAUCAUCAUAAUCAUCAACCACAAAUAUCUCCUCAAGGUUCAAAUAACUAUAACAAUUUUCAUCAUUUAAAUGCAAUGAAUUACGAAGAUUCUUUAAAUAGAAUAUCAAAUUCAUCAUCUGUACCAACAACAAGUUCUCACCAAAUAAACAAUAAUAAUCGAAAUAAUUUUAAUUCAUCAAUGGGAUUGAAAAAUAGAAUAUCAUCCCCAAUAUCAACUCAUAUGCAACAACAAAACAUAUCAACAAGUUCAUUAAACAGUCAAACAGGUACAGUUUCAUCAUCAUCAAUGCCUAAUGAAGUAUCAAGUAUAGAUUUAUUAAAUAAUAUUCCUGCUUGGUUAAAAUUAUUAAGAUUACAUAAAUAUACUGAUUUUUUAAAAGAUAUAUAUUGGAAAGAAUUAAUUGAAUUAGAUAAUGAUGCAUUAGAAGAGAAAGGAGUUGCUGCUUUAGGAGCAAGAAGAAAAUUAUUAAAAGCUUUUGAAAUGGUUAAAGAAGUUCAUGGUGAUACAUUAAAGUAA